AUGGACCGUAUCCAAAAACAACUUUAUUACGGGUGUUUUGAUUUCCUAAACAAGUCAGUCGUGUCAUUAUCUCUCGUCGAGAAAAAUAAAAACCCGCAUAUCAUCAAUUUGUUUGUGGCACGUAUAUGUAUAAAUUUUACCUUUGAUCGUCAUACGAGCGUUAAAACGUACGCAACGUCGAUCACAUUACGAAAACAUCUAUCAACAAUCGACAUGUCCAUGUUUUCAAGUACGGUCAAUGAAAUCCUUCCAUUCAUACCACAGGAGAUUCACGCGAAGACGAUCGAAGUAUUCAAUCGUAUUCCUGGAACAUUGUUGAAAUAUUUCGAACCAAAGUCCAUAUCAAAGAAAGCCGAAUGUGAAUGGCAAGAAAUACCGAAAGAAGCACCAGAUUCAAUCACCAAAAAAUUACAUACGUCCGAAGGUGCACAGCGAAGUAUGAGCCUUCGAGCGAAAUCAUCAUCGAAAUAUGCAUCGGACAAAGAGUCAUCAUAUAAUAGUGAACUAUGGUUUAAUACUCACGGUUUUGACUAUAAUCGCGAAUGGUCUACGCUUCGUAGUCAUUUACGUGAUGCGAUCAAAAAGAUGUUUCGUGAACGGAAUAUCACAGAAGUGUCGCCAGGCAAACUGGCCAAAGAAAUUGCAACGAAAUGUCUUGAUCAAUGUCCUAGUUGGGGUAGAAAUCAUCAGAAUUCAUCAGCUAUUGUUCGUUUUAAUAAUACGUAUAUCACUGACGAGCCAUUGACCAAAAUGAACAUACACGCAUAUGUUUAUGCACAUUUAGUUUGCGAACACGAAACGUCGUUCUUAUUUCGAAGUCAAUACAAGACAAGUUUCGGUAUAACAAUUGAACUCAGCGGCAUUUCAAUUGAUCCAGUCAAAUUAUCUCAAUUCUGUCGACUGAUUACUGAAAAUAGUGCAGCUGACUCGAUCAAGGUAAUCGAAGGCGUCAUCCCAUUGACAUGGGACGAUUUAAAUACAUCAAAUGCGAGUCGAUCAACGGAUAAAAAGCUACCCUUAACAUGGGAUGAUAUUUAA
Molecule: messenger RNA, 1038 nt
Organism: Adineta ricciae
Lineage: Eukaryota; Metazoa; Rotifera; Eurotatoria; Adinetida; Adinetidae
Source: the annotation of a GenBank genome assembly